This is a messenger RNA of Setaria italica (foxtail millet), 4192 nucleotides long. Its product is annotated as DExH-box ATP-dependent RNA helicase DExH6. The transcript has 15 exons. Gene Ontology annotation, molecular function: RNA binding; protein binding; ATP binding. The record is from RefSeq and is a predicted model, not a curated record. Gene Ontology annotation, cellular component: intracellular anatomical structure. Lineage: Eukaryota; Viridiplantae; Streptophyta; Magnoliopsida; Poales; Poaceae. Bases 167 to 3760 code for a protein of 1197 amino acids.
UCGCCGUCUCGACUCGCUCUAGGUUUUCCCUCGGUGCACCGCAACAGCGCAGCGUCGAGGAAGCGACCGCCGCCGGCCAAGCCAACCCGCGCGCGCCGCAGCGAAGGAAGCCGCCCAGCCACCGCGCCAGCCUCGCGGCGACGACUACGGGCACGAGGACUAACGGAUGGGGCGGAAGGGGCGGAAGGGGAAGGACGCGGCUGCCGCGGGCGGCGGCGGCGUGAGGGAGGCGACGCUGGUGCGCGUCUCCAAGGUGCUCGAGGACUUCCGCGCCUCCGACGCCGAGGUGUACACAUUUGAACCUGAUAUAUCCAGACUAGAGCGAGGUGCAAUCCAUCAGAUGUGUAGAAAAAUGGGCAUGACAUCCAAAAGUUCUGGGUUUGGUGAACAGCGACGCCUCUCUGUUUAUAAAAGUAAACGGAAGCAGGGGCCUGCUAUGGAAGAAGGACCUAGCCACCUUAGGUUUUCUGAAGAGGCGAUACAUGUUUUGCAGGAUUUAUUUACGCAUUAUCCUCCUGAUGAUGCUGAUUUACAUGGGGAUGCCAACCGGAAUUCUAGUGGUAAGGCAGCAAACACCAAAUGGAAAACAGACAGUGCCUUUUGCAGGCCAGCAAUGAGCAAACCUGAUAUAACGAAGAAAGUUGAGAUGCUUGCCUCUAAAAUAAAUGGAUCCACACAGUUGAGGAAGAUCAUGGAAGACAGAUCAAAGCUUCCUAUUUCAUCCUUCAAGGAUGCCAUCACUUCAACUUUGGAAAAUCACCAGGUGGUUCUUAUUUCUGGAGAAACAGGCUGCGGUAAAACCACCCAGGUUCCACAAUACAUCUUGGAUCAUAUGUGGGGCAAAGGAGAAUCAUGUAAGAUCAUAUGCACUCAACCACGUCGGAUUUCAGCUAUCUCAGUUGCCGAGCGAAUCUCUGCUGAAAGAGGAGAAGCUGUUGGUGAUACAGUUGGAUAUAAGAUACGUUUGGAGUCAAAAGGAGGGAAGAAUUCAUCAGUCAUGUUCUGCACAAAUGGCGUUCUUUUGAGAGUACUGAUAGGAAGAGGAACUAACACCUCAAAGACACGAAAUCCGAAGCGGUCAUUAGAUGAUGCAAUUUUGGGAAUAUCACACAUCAUCGUGGAUGAAAUCCAUGAAAGGGAUAGGUUUUCUGAUUUCAUGCUGACUAUUCUAAGAGAUUUGUUGCCAGUGUAUCCUCAUCUUCGUUUGGUACUCAUGAGUGCAACAAUCGAUGCUGAGCGGUUUUCACAAUACUUCAACGGAUGUUCAGUCAUUCAAGUCCCUGGGUUUACCUAUCCUGUCAAAACUUACUAUUUGGAGGAUGUGCUUUCUAUUCUGCAAUCUGUGGGUGAUAAUCAUCUUAAUACUACAACCAGUGACAAAAAGCAGAGCAGCGUUUUAACUGACGAUUUCAAAAGCUCAAUGGAUGAUUCAAUUAACCUGGCUUUACUCAAUGAUGAAUUUGAUCCUCUCCUUGAGCUUAUUUCUGCAGAGCAGAACCCAGAAAUCUACAACUAUCAGCAUUCAGAGACUGGUGUAACACCUUUAAUGGUUUUUGCUGCUAAGGGUCAGCUUGGGGAUGUUUGUAUGCUUUUAUCUUUUGGUGUUGAUUGUUCAGCACAGGAUCAUGAUGGAAAAUCUGCAUUAGAUUGGGCACAGCAAGAAAAACAGCAAGAGGUUUAUGAAGUAAUCAAGAAACAUAUGGAGUGCAGUACAGCAAAAUCAACUGAAGAUAAUGAGCUGCUUAAUAAGUACUUGGCAACUAUUAACCCAGAGCACAUUGAUACUGUGCUAAUAGAACGGUUGCUUGGAAAAAUUUGUGUGGAUUCCAAUGAAGGAGCUAUCUUGGUAUUUCUUCCUGGGUGGGAAGAUAUCAAUCAAACUCGGGAAAGGUUACUUGCUUCUCCAUUCUUACGGGAUUCAUCAAGAUUUCUUGUAUUGUCACUUCAUUCCAUGAUUCCGUCUUUAGAACAGAAAAAGGUCUUCAAACGUCCACCUGCAGGGGUUCGUAAAAUUAUUCUCUCAACCAACAUUGCAGAGACUGCUGUGACAAUUGAUGAUGUUGUGUUUGUCAUAGAUAGUGGGAGAAUGAAAGAGAAAAGCUAUGAUCCAUACAAUAAUGUGUCCACACUUCAUGCUUCCUGGGUUUCAAAAGCCAAUGCAAGACAACGUGAAGGGCGUGCUGGUCGUUGUCAGGCAGGAAUUUGCUAUCAUCUUUACUCAAGGUUUAGAGCAUCAUCAUUACCAGACUACCAAAUUCCUGAAAUAAAAAGAAUGCCCAUCGAGGAACUUUGUUUGCAGGUCAAACUGCUUGAUCCAAACUGCAGAAUAGCAGACUUUCUGAAGAAAACAUUGGACCCUCCAGUUCCAGAAACUGUAAGAAAUGCCAUUACUGUACUUCAGGAUCUUGGUGCUUUAACACAAGAUGAACAACUAACCGAGUUAGGAGAAAAGCUGGGUUCCCUGCCGGUCCAUCCAUCCACAACCAAGAUGCUCCUGUUUGCUAUAUUAAUGAACUGCCUGGAUCCAGCAUUGACAUUGGCAUGUGCAGCGGAUUAUAGAGAUCCAUUCCUCCUUCCAAUGGCCCCAGAUGAGAGGAAAAGAGCAGCUGCAGCGAAAGUUGAGCUUGCUUCGUUGUAUGGUGGGUUCAGUGACCAGCUUGCUGUUGUGGCGGCAUUCGACUGCUGGAGGCGUGCCAAAGAUAGAGGCCAAGAAUCUCAAUUUUGUACAAAGUACUUUGUCUCUUCAAACAUCAUGUAUAUGCUAUCAAACAUGAGGAAACAGCUUCAGAAUGAACUGUCUCAAAGAGGGUUCGUUCCUGCAGAUACAUCUGCCUGCAGCCUAAACUCAAAAGAUCCAGGUAUCAUGCGUGCUGUUCUUAUGGCCGGUGCCUACCCAAUGGUAGGGAGGUUGCUCCCUCCUCGCAAAAAUGCUAGAAAAGCAGUUGUGGAAACAGCAAGUGGUGCCAAAGUUCGUCUACAUCCACAUUCGUGCAAUUUUAACCUAUCAUUUAGUAAAUCUUCUGGGAAUCCACUGCUGAUAUACGAUGAGAUCACUCGAGGUGAUGGUGGAAUGUAUAUAAAAAAUUGCUCAGUUGUUGGGUCACAUCCUUUGCUUCUGCUCGCUACAGAAAUGGUUGUUGCUCCACCUGAUGAUGAUAGUGAUGAAGAGGAAGAUUCCAGCGAGGAUGAAGCUGAGAAAAGCACUUUGGUACAGCACAAAGAAGAGAUUAUGUCUUCUCCUGAUAACACUGUUUCAGUAGUUGUUGAUCGGUGGCUCCGAUUUGAUGCUACGGCUCUGGAUGUUGCUCAAAUUUACUGCUUAAGAGAACGUCUAGCAUCAGCUAUUCUUUUCAAAGUCAAAUAUCCUCAAGAUGUUCUCCCACAAGCCCUUGGAGCGUCGAUGUAUGCCAUCGCAUGCAUCCUCUCAUACGAUGGCUUGCCUGCUAUGGUUCCAUCCAAUGAUCUUCCAGCAAACCGAGGUUCAGGCCAGAAUUCAGCGGAAGCUAGCAGCUUCUCCCAGGGAAGAAGAGCUGGUUAUAUUCCACCUGGUGGUUUCCUCGUGUCCUUGUUGGCUGAUAAGCCACAUCAGCCACCAAAUUUUCAGAACUCAUAUAACCAUCCAGGUGGUGCUUCAGUACAUACUGGGCCAUCUAGGGCUCCCACUGGUAGGUUUGACCAAUCCCAGCGUUCUUUCCGCAAUUCUGGACCUGGGAGUUCAACGCGACGGUCUUUCAAAAGGCAGCGCGACGCAGCACGGUGAUCAGGGCUUGAAGGUAGUAUUUUUGCUUGCCCUUCGGUUGAGCUGUGUGUACUACGUCUGAGCAAGGAUGAAGAACAAGUUUAGUUAGAAAGUCACAAGAUUUACUGUGUUGUUGGUUGAAAGUGAAGGGAAAGAAUUAUAGAGCAGAAGCUCAUUCCCACCUUGAUCGCAAAUCUGCGGUUUUGCGGGUAUGCCCUUCAGUGUACGUUGUUACUCUUCUGGUCUGCCGGUCUCCUUUGCAGCAGCAUCACAGACCUCAGUUCAGAUGCUCAAAUGCUGACCCCAGAAUGGUCGAGAUCGGAUUAGCUUUGAUCACAGGUAGGCUCUGUGCCCUACACAGCAGGGAAAUGUGCCCUGCAUCUCACGUGUCUAAUCCUGUGCAUGCAUGUACUUGUCUUCCAGAAUCCAGAUAGCGAGGGGGUGUUUGGAUCC